GGAGGAAAGAGGACCCUGUGGUGAUGAAGAGACCUCAUGAUUACAGUUCCCCAGACUCGGACACGGAUGAACUGAUCGAUGUUGGACAGGAGGACAGCUACUGCCCUGUCACUGGGUCCAUGUCUCCAGGCAGUACCUCACAGAUCCUGGCUCGCAAGAAGAGAAGAGGGAUAAUUGAGAAGAGACGCAGGGACAGGAUCAACCACAGUCUAUCGGAGCUCAGGAGACUCGUACCCAGCGCCUUCGAGAAACAGGGCUCCUCUAAACUGGAAAAGGCUGAGAUUCUUCAGAUGACUGUGGAUCAUCUGAAACUGCUGCAUGCCAUGGGCGGCAAAGGCUACUUCGAUGCUCGUGCUCUGGCAGUGGACUACAGGACUCUGGGCUUUCGGGAGUGUGUUGGAGAGGUGGUGAGAUACCUCCGUUCUCUGGAGGGGGUUGAAUCCUCAGACCCCAUCGGUGCACGCCUCGUGUCCCACCUCAGCCACUGCGCUAGUGAGCUGGACCCUCUCCUCCAGAGCCCCGCCGCUCUGCCUUUUCCUCCUUGGCCCUGGUCCUCCUUUCCUCAGCUGGCAUCCACUUCUUCUCCAGCCUCGUCUAGCCCGUUUACCCCAACUACUCACCGGGAUCUGGCCCCCCAUGCCACCGCCGCCUUGUUGGGCUACCCUUCACCAGCCCUGCGAGUGGGAUCUUUGAGCACCCAGGGGGCGAUACUGAGUCCAGCGAUGAUCCCGGUUCGUCGACUGCCCUCUAUCCCCAGACAUCCACACAGACUUCCACAGCACUCACCUGAUGGACCCACAAUCCCAUCCUCCUCCUCAUCCUCCUCCAACUCCUCCCCUCCCCAGAUUUCUUUCAGACCCUUUGCCCCUCAGGGUUCUCCAGCCCCAGAUCGCAGGGGUUUGGGCAGCUCCAGUAAGCCCGGACAGGCUUGGGGCACAGAGAUUGGGGCAUUCUGAAUUAGAAGCUAGGAGUUUAUGACAGUCUGUAAGAAACAAAAACAAAACAAAACAAAACAAAAAAUCUUGGUCAUUUGGAGUUAUUUAUGACCACCUUUAAAUGGAACUACAA
Molecule: messenger RNA, 1068 nt
Organism: Carassius carassius (crucian carp)
Lineage: Eukaryota; Metazoa; Chordata; Actinopteri; Cypriniformes; Cyprinidae
Product: hairy/enhancer-of-split related with YRPW motif-like protein
Exons: 5
Coding region: 24-956 (310 amino acids)
Biological process (GO): circulatory system development; anterior/posterior pattern specification; Notch signaling pathway
Cellular component (GO): nucleus
Molecular function (GO): RNA polymerase II cis-regulatory region sequence-specific DNA binding; protein dimerization activity; DNA-binding transcription factor activity, RNA polymerase II-specific
Source: RefSeq, a predicted model, not a curated record